AUGGCUAGCUUCUUCGAUAUUAAAGCUCGUAAGGCGGAAGCUGCGUCGAAUGGCACCGCCAAUAUCAAAGAGAAGCCUAAGGGAAAUAAUCGGAUGCAGCCAUGGGUUGAAAAAUAUCGCCCAAAGGGCUUGGGAGAUGUCACGGCACAAGAUCAUACCAUUACUGUUUUGCAACGCACACUCCAAUCCUCUAAUCUUCCUCAUAUGCUCUUCUACGGCCCUCCAGGUACGGGUAAAACAUCCACUGUUCUCGCUCUCGCCAAGGAACUUUACGGCCCCGAACUUAUUAAAUCCCGAGUCCUUGAACUCAAUGCCUCUGACGAACGAGGAAUAUCCAUCGUCCGCGAAAAAGUAAAAGAUUUCGCCCGUAUGCAACUUUCCAAUCCUUCUCCUGCCUAUCGUCAGAAAUAUCCAUGUCCACCUUACAAAAUCAUUAUAUUGGAUGAGGCGGAUAGCAUGACGCAGGAUGCGCAGAGUGCGUUGAGAAGAACGAUGGAGACGUAUAGCAGGAUUACGAGAUUUUGUUUGAUUUGCAAUUAUGUGACGAGGAUUAUUGAUCCGUUGGCGAGUAGGUGUAGUAAGUUUCGGUUCAAGAGUUUGGAUAAGGGGAAUGCUGUGGUUAGGGUGAAAGAGAUUGCGGAUAAGGAGGGGGUUAAGUUGGAGGAAGGGGCUGUGGAAGCGUUGAUUAGAUGCAGUGAGGGUGAUUUGAGAAAGGCGAUUACAUAUUUACAAAGUGCAGCCAGGUUGGUUGGUGCGAUUAGUCUGAAGGACGGGGAGGGUGAUAAUGAGGACAAAAUGGAUGUGGAUGCGAAAAUGGUUACAGUGAGCAGUGUGGAGGAUAUUGCUGGAGUUAUACCGGAUAACACCAUCGAAAAGCUGGUCAAGGCCAUGCAACCAAAAUCAAGAGGGGUCGUAUAUGAUGCCGUAUCAAAAGUAGUCGUUGAUAUGGUGGCCGAUGGUUGGAGUGGCACACAGGUCGUCUCACAGCUUUACCAAACCAUCGUCAACUCCGAAUUCAUCGCCGACACCCACAAAAAUAAAAUCGUAGCUCUCUUUUCAGAAGCAGACAAACGACUUGUGGAUGGUGCAGAUGAACAUCUCACUAUCCUCGACUUGUCAUUGAGAAUAUCCAACAUUCUAGCUUUCGGGGAUUUCGAAAGAGGAUGGUGGGAGUUUGGGGUGGUGGAAGUUGGGGUUGAGGAGGAGAGCUUUAUUGGCGUUGGCUUUGUUUAUGUGUAA
This is a messenger RNA of Sclerotinia sclerotiorum 1980 UF-70, 1239 nucleotides long. RefSeq lists its product as hypothetical. Gene Ontology annotation, biological process: DNA-templated DNA replication; DNA repair. The transcript has 5 exons. Gene Ontology annotation, molecular function: DNA binding; ATP binding; DNA clamp loader activity. Lineage: Eukaryota; Fungi; Ascomycota; Leotiomycetes; Helotiales; Sclerotiniaceae. The record is from RefSeq and is a predicted model, not a curated record. Gene Ontology annotation, cellular component: nucleus; DNA replication factor C complex. Bases 1 to 1239 code for a protein of 412 amino acids.